CGAGCGCGCAUGUAUACCGCCGCUCGUCGCCGCCGACAUAUUGCACUAGGGAGACUGGACUGGACUCUGGAGGAGGAGAGGACGUUAUUGGCGCGUCUUGUUUUACGCUCUCGUUAUAUACAGCAGCGAAACGUACGAAUUUUUUGAUGCGAGAUGUAUUAUUAUGGUGCCACCGGUGGUCGUUAUGGUCUCGCGUGUCAAUACACCGUUAAGUGGAUUUUCCGAUGUUUUUCACGGCCUGGCGGCCCGAUCAACUCGAUUAACCGAAUCAAGAAUUUCGACAAAAAAAUGUAAAGUGAGCGAGGAAAGUCUCAAUAUUUGGGCGAGGUGUGCUCGGAGCAGGGAUUCGCUAGAGCUGGGAGAAGAAUCAGAGGAAUAGCGAGAGAGGCGCGCGAACGAGCGCUCUGAGAGCCUGGUUGCUUCGAGAUGGCCGAGGGCGGCGGCGCGACCGAUUCGAAACCCAACAGCGAUAAUCCAGCAGUUCUGAAAAGCCAAACGGAGAUCAACGAGUGUCUCGGUACUUGGCUCUCUUACCUGCAGAUGCUCAAUGGCCUAUGCUCGGCUGGUACAAAACUCGCUCAAACGUUGCAAUCGCUUCUGUCGAACCACGAGACCGUCGUUCACUAUCGGUUGAGCAGCCAGUGCCUCGCGGGAUGGGAGGAACUCUCCAGAGCUACCGGUGUCGCGAGCAACACCGUCAAGCAUCGCGUCGUUGCUGCUCUCAGAGAUCACGAGAACCGCGAAAACGACACUGACAAACAAGACAUACUGCGAGACAAUCUGAUGACCUUCAUUAAUUUGCAGUAUCAGUUUUGCGUCGCGUGCUGUGAAUGCCUGGGUGGAAUGGCCGAAUGCUCCUGUCCCCGAACAGGCAAAACCGAGUGUGACAUUGCGGCGCUCCAGCAAUGCUCCGAGCGACUUUAUAGCUCACCCACACCACUCUCCUCGGGCUCGAUACAACAAAAUAGUCACCGAUCUCCACUCCCAUUUCCGCUUUUUCCUCUGCAGGUUCAGAGAAGAUGGUCGGAAACCGCAGCUGCGGAAAUGUCGGGGGAUACGACGGAAAGCACUAUGAGAAGAUGGUCAAUGCCGUGGGAUUGUCGUCACGUGAGCGAAUGGCCGUGCCAAGAAUCAUCGUCGGUUCGGCUCAGAGUACCACCGCGGAACGCCGAUCGUAGCCGAUCGAUUACGCCGGACUCUGCGCCCAAGUCGUCAACAAUUACUACCAGUCAAGACGGCCUUCAGGAAGCUAUUCAACUUCUCUCCUGCAGGCCAGGAAUAAGGGCGUCGAAUCAACAAUCGGCCUUUGUUACUCAACACAUACCCGGUGUGACGCUGACGACUUGCAACUUUGACGGGAAUUUCGAAAAUUCCGUUUGGCCUGAAACCCGAGCGAGCAUCGGUAGUGGUUCCUCCAGAUGUUGGCCGGCCCAACAUUCUCAUACGAGCGAUCAUUCCGACCUAUCCGGACACAGAGACAACUGCGAGCAUAGCGCUAACAGCGGCGAUCAUAGAGAUUCAGAGCAAAUUGGGGACGGCGGCUGCGGCGGCAGUGUCGGAAGUGGACACCGAGACAGUAAAGACAGUAUACACUCGCAUCACAGUGAUCAUAAUUGUCAGAAAGAGUGCGAAUCCGCAAUGCUAGAUCUUCUCCCAUCGCGGAAGAACAGUUCUUCCACGGAUUCUUGUCUCUCUGCUAAUAGCAGGUCUGGCUCGGAGAGUGCUUGCACCGGGGAAGUUCCGCGGUCUCAAUUGUACUCGAUGUGGAGCGGUGGUGACAUGCCAUUCAUCAGAUUACCCGAAAGCAACGAGGUUCAAGAUGAUCGCUCAUCCGCCAAUUAGAAAAUUCAUUACAAAUCUAUUAUCUUGGAAUUCUUAAUCUUUCUGCCUACAGCAAAAUCAUUAUAAUAAACCGAUCUCUUGAUGAUAUUUUGAAAAAGAGGAGGCGCGCAUCCAAGAAAGAUUCGCUCUUCCGAAGAAAUUAGGCAUAAAGAUUUUUACUUAUCGAAGGGCCGAUAUAAACUGCCUUCAAAUCGUUAUACAAGUCGCUACACCUCUAAGGCAUUAUUCCGAACAAUUGUUUUUUUUUUUCUCUUUUAUCAAUUGUUGAGUAACGCGUUUGAUACUGACGCUCGUUGGAGAAAUCGAGUCGAACGAUUGAAAAGAAUUUUUAAGAUAGCCAAUUUUUAUAAUAUAUGUUACUCGGUAGUAUAUCAUCUCGGAUCUUCCAUCUCAUUCAUUUCCGAUGAUUGAUGGAAUAAUAUUAUAAAAAUUCUAAUUGUGAUGAUUGUGCAUGCAGCGAUGUAAUAUGAGAAAGAGAGAGAGAGAGAGAGAGAGUGAGAGAGCGAGAAGAUGAAUAAAAUAAAGAUUGAUCGUCGUUGAAUGUU
Molecule: messenger RNA, 2387 nt
Organism: Venturia canescens
Lineage: Eukaryota; Metazoa; Arthropoda; Insecta; Hymenoptera; Ichneumonidae
Exons: 11
Coding region: 427-1842 (471 amino acids)
Source: RefSeq, a predicted model, not a curated record